Eleginops maclovinus (Patagonian blennie) is the source of this 5097-nucleotide messenger RNA. RefSeq names its product NLR family CARD domain-containing protein 3-like. The record is from RefSeq and is a predicted model, not a curated record. Gene Ontology annotation, molecular function: protein binding. Gene Ontology annotation, biological process: intracellular signal transduction. NCBI's taxonomy places the organism in Eukaryota, Metazoa, Chordata, Actinopteri, Perciformes, Eleginopidae.
GGGUCUCUGUGGACUCUGCUGUGAAUUCCUGUGAGGACUCCGCUCUGCAGGGACAGGACAAAGCUCAGAGCCCAGAGCAGCAGCCUGGACCUGGACCUGGACCUGGACCUGAGUCCCCCUGUGUGUCCUCAAAGAGUGACCCCUCAAUGGAGCCUCAAUCUGCUGAUGGGGGGGUCCAGCAGCAGAGACCAGACUCUCCCAGCGGUCUGUCCUUCAAGAGCGACCGGUCAAAGGAUGCCUUCAUAUACUUUAAAGGACGACCUCCAUCUUCUGAUCAGAGGGUCCAGCAGCAGAGACCAGACUCUCCCAGCGGUCUGUCCUUCAAGAGCGACCGGUCAAAGGACGCCUUCAUAUACUUUAAAGGACGACCUCCAUCUUCUGAUCAGAGAGGGGACCAGGAGAGCUGGGAGGGUCCCGGGGGUCAGUCUGCCCAGCAGCAUCACACACAGCUGGACUCCAUAUUUAGGCUGCUGGAGGACCACAUCGUCACUUUUGUGAGGAGUGAGCUGAAGGAGAUCCAGAGGGCUCUGAGUUCAGAUUACCCAGAAUGCUUAGAGAGUCAGAGUGAGGAUGAGGAGGUGUUGGAGGCUGAGGAUGAAGAGCAGAGGAGGAGCAGCAGAGAGGCCUUUCUGAGGAUCACACUGCACCUCCUGAGGAGCAUGAAGCAGGAGGAGCUGGCUGAGCGUCUGCAGAGCAGAGCUGCUGCUGGAGUCUGUCGGCGUAAACUCAAGUCCUCCCUGAAGGAGAAGUUCCAGUGUGUGUUUGAGGGCAUUGCUAAAGCAGGAAACCCAACCCCUCUGAACCAGAUCUUCACAGAGCUCUACAUCACAGAGGGGGGGGCUGCAGAGGUCAAUGAGGAACAUGAGGUCAGACAGAUUGAAACAGCAUCCAGAAAACCAGACAGACCAGAAACCCCCAUCAGACAAGAAGAGCUCUUUAAAGCCUCACCUGGAAGAGAUGCACCAAUCAGAGCAGUGCUGACAAAGGGAGUGGCUGGCAUUGGGAAAACAGUCCUAACUCAGAAGUUCACUCUGGACUGGGCUGAAGGCAAAGCCCACCAGGACAUCCAGUUCACAUUCCCAUUCACCUUCAGAGAGCUGAAUGUGCUGGGAGAGAACCAGUACAGCUUGGUGGGACUUGUUCAUCACUUCUUCCCUGAAACCAGAGACGCAGGAAUCUGCAGCUUUGAUCAGUUCCCGGUUGUGUUCAUCUUUGACGGUCUGGAUGAGUGUCGACUUCCUCUGGACUUCCACAACACUGAGGUCCUGACUGAUGUCACAGAGUCCACCUCAGUGGAUGUGCUGCUGACAAACCUCAUCAGGGGGAAGCUGCUUCCCUCUGCUCGCCUCUGGAUAACCACACGACCUGCAGCAGCCAAUCAGAUCCCUCCUCACUGUGUGGACAUGGUGACAGAGAUCAGAGGGUUCACUGACCCCCAGAAGGAGGAGUACUUCAGGAAGAGGUUCAGAGAUCAGGAGCAGGCCGGCACCAUCAUCUCCCACAUCAAGACCUCACGAAGCCUCCACAUCAUGUGCCACAUCCCAGUCUUCUGCUGGAUCUCUGCUACAGUUCUGGAGGAGGUGCUGAAGACCAGAGAGGGAGGAGAGCUGCCCAAGACCCUGACUGAGAUGUACAUCCACUUCCUGGUGGUUCAGUCCAAAGUGAAGAACAUCAAGUAUGAUGGAGGAGCUGAGACAGAUCCACACUGGAGUCCACAGAGCAGGGAGAUGAUGGAGUCUCUGGGAAGAUUGGCUUUUGAGCAGCUGCAGAAAGGCCACCUGAUCUUCCAUGAGUCCGACCUGACAGAGUGUGGCAUCGAUAUCAGAGCAGCCUCAGUGUACUCAGGAGUGUUCACACAGGUCUUUAGAGAGGAGAGAGGACUGUACCAGGACCAGGUGUUCUGCUUCGUCCAUCUGAGUGUUCAGGAGUUUCUGGCUGCUCUUCAUGUCCAUCUGACCUUCAUCAACUCUGGAGUCAUCCUGCUGUCAGAAGAACCAACAACCUUCAGGCUGCUUAAAGUCUUCAGCCCCAAAUCUAAACUAACACAUCUCUACCAGAGAGCUGUGGACCAGGCCUUACAGAGUCCAAACGGACACCUGGACUUGUUCCUCCGCUUCCUCCUGGGUCUUUCACUGCAGACCAAUCAGAACCUCCUACGAGGCCUGUUGACAGAAACAGGAAGUAGUUCAGGGACCAAUCAGGAAACAGUCCAGUACAUCAAGAAGAAGAUGGAAGAGGAUCUGUCUCCAGAGAGGAGCAUCAACCUGUUCCACUGUCUGAAUGAACUGAAUGAUCGUUCUCUGGUGGAGCAGAUCCAACAGUCCCUGAGUUCAGGAAGUCUCUCCACAGAUGAUCUGUCUCCUGCUCAGUGGUCAGCUCUGGUCUUCAUCUUACUGUCAUCAGGAGAAGAUCUGGACGUGUUUGACCUGCAGAAAUACUCUGCUUCAGAGAAGGCUCUCCUGAGGCUGCUGCCAGUGGUCAGAGCCUCAAGCAAAGCUCUGCUGAGUGGCUGUAAGCUGUCAGAGAGAAGCUGUGCAGCUCUGUCCUCAGUCCUCAGCUCCCAGUCCUCUAGUCUGACAGAGCUGGACCUGAGUAACACCGACCUGCAGGACUCAGGAGUGGAGCUGCUGUCUGCUGGACUGCAGAGUCCACACUGUGACCUGAAGACCCUCAGGCUGUCAGGCUGUCUGAUCACAGAGGAAGGCUGUGAUGCUCUGGCCUCAGCUUUAAACUCCAACCCCUCCCAUCUGAGAGAGCUGGACCUGAGCUACAAUCACCCAGGAGACUCAGGGGGGCUGCUGUCUGCUGGACUGGACUCCCUCAGCCUGGAGCCUGCUGCAGUCCGCUGGUUGAGGCCGGGUCUCAGGAAGUACUCCUGUGGACUCUCUCUGGACUCAGACACAGCAAACAGGAACCUCAGACUGUCUGACAACAACAGGACGGUGACACGAGUGAGAGAGGAGCAGCCAUAUCCUGAUCAUCCAGAGAGGUUUGACCUCUGUCCUCAGCUGAUGUGUAGAGAAGCUCUGACUGGUCGCUGUUACUGGGAGGUCGAGUGGAGAGGAGAGGUUUCUAUAUCAGUGACUUACAGAGGAACCAGCAGGAGAGGAGAGAGUGAGGACUGUUGGUUUGGAUGGAAUGAUCAGUCCUGGAGUCUGAACUGCUCUGGUGAUAGUUACUAUGUCAGGCACAAUAAGAGAGAAACACGCACCUCCUUUUCCUCCUCCUCCUCCUCCUUCUUCUCCUCCUCCCCCCCCUCUGGUAGAGUAGCAGUGUAUCUGGAUCAUCCUGCUGGCUCUCUCUCCUUCUACAGAGUCUCCUCUGACACACUGAUCCACCUCCACACCUUCAGAACCACAUUCACUGAACCUCUCUAUGCUGGGUUUGGGUUCUGGCUUUUGUUUGGGUUUUUUAGUGUCCCUGGUUCUUCAGUGUCUCUGUGUCCUCUGCAGGAGUGACCCCCCCAAAAUAAAAUCCAUCUGAAGUUGAAGAACCCGUUCCAGAGCUUCAGUUUCAGAGCCAGCAGGAGAGGGUUCCUGAGACUCGUUAGGAACAGAUCACAGUGAGAAGAGUUCGAUCACUUCUCCAGAAUAUAAUACACGAUGUCUACCAACUAGCUUUGUAGCAGAGCAGGACAAACCUCAGAUUUAAGGGUCGGUUUCAAUGGCGGCUGGUCCAUGCGGGGCGCUGGGGCGCCGCCCCCUCUCACAAUAUCUUGAGAAGAAAGUCUGUUUAAACAUGACAGACAUAAAUAUGAAGGAGCUUGGACCGGACCGACCCGGUUUACAAAUUCAUCAGCAGGCAAGUGAUCGAGGAUGAGCUUUCCCUGCCUGCUGUUUCAAAGUGUCGGCACCAAGGGUGUAACGGGGUUACAAGAUUUAAGGUUGAUUUUAAGGUUGAAUGCAUUGGCCAAGCUGUCAAUGGAAAAGAAUCUGGUGGCAGAGAUGACUGACUCUAAUCAGAAAGUCAUUGAGAGAUUUGCAGGCCAGAAGGAAAGGAGGGCAACGUUUGUAUUAGUGCUAGUUCCAUGAAUCACAAUCAAUUUCCUUCAACAUUACAGUGGGGUUUUAGGUUGGUCUUUUUUAUGCCCCCCCCUAAAAAUGUUAUCACCAGCUGCCACUGGUCGAUUUAUGACACAGAAAUCCCUCCUCUUCCUCCUCUUCCUCCUCCAGGAACACCUGACUAACACAUACAUGAACAUUGACCCCAGAAGCCUCGCUCUGUGAACCUUUAUGACGUUAUGACAGCAGAGCAAUCAGCUUCUGUAGCAUCCGAUGGUUUUCACCUGAAGGAAUCAUUGAAUUUAUUGAUACAACUUCCUGACCCCUCUGCAGUUUAUAGGACAUAAAGAGAUCCAUCAUGUGCUUAUUUAUAGCAUCAAACAUCAUUUAAUUUCCAGGUACUAAAUAUAGAUUGUGUUGCAGGAGGGUAGUGGUCCACUCCAGUAGGGGAUGAGUCCUUAGCCCAAGUGCAGGAGUUCCCAGGACCAGGCGGAGGGAUUACCUCCACCUGGUCCUGGGAGCGCCUUGGAAUCCCCCAGUCAGAGCUGGUGGAGGUGGUCAGGGAAAGGGGAGUUCGGGGCUCUCUGCUGGAGCUGCUACCUCCACGACCCGACUCCUAUAGGGGAUAGACAAUGGAUGGAUGAAGGGUUGCCUCCUGAAAGAAGGACAUCAAUUCACAGACCUUUAAAGUUGUAAUGCAAAUAUUCUCUGCACUAAAACGUUUGAAAGUGAUCAGACCUGUGUUAUAAAUGUACUCUCAGAGAAAUGACGUUGAUGUGUUUUCUAUCGCUUCUCAUCAGAAGAGACGUAAAACCGCCAUCAAUGUGACCUCCCUUUGUUAUUAUGUUUCAUUACGUAACACUAAAUGUUAACUUCUAAAGCGUACCUCUUUUCUACUUCCAUUUUUCCUGAAUUGUACCUGCUUUAUUCUUAAUCAACGCAUCCUGUUCAUGUUGCUUGUGUAUUAUAAAGACAUUUGCAUCGUAUUGAUCAGUAUGGAAAACACAACACCGACGUUCAAACAGGGAUGUUUGAACACAUGAUUCCCAUGUUAAGCAUAAACAUGUCAUUAAACACACAUGUUUUACACAUUGGA